Molecule: messenger RNA, 2725 nt
Organism: Perca fluviatilis (European perch)
Lineage: Eukaryota; Metazoa; Chordata; Actinopteri; Perciformes; Percidae
Gene: pde1a
Product: phosphodiesterase 1A, calmodulin-dependent
Exons: 16
Coding region: 87-2165 (692 amino acids)
Biological process (GO): signal transduction
Molecular function (GO): 3',5'-cyclic-nucleotide phosphodiesterase activity
Source: RefSeq, a predicted model, not a curated record
AACAGGAGAGAGAGGAGCAGGAAAAGGAAGAGGAGAAAGAGGGAGGAGAGCAGGAAGAGGAGAAAGAGGGAGAGGAGAAACAGGAGAUGCUGAGGGAAGAGGGAGAGGAGAAGGUGCAGCUACUGGCGGGAGAGCAGGAAGAGAAGAUGCCCCAUCAGGACGUGGAACAGGAGGAGGAGGAGGAGGAGGAGGAGGAGCAACCUGAGGAAGAGGAGCAGACUGAGGAGCAGCAGCAGAGUGUGCAGGUGCAGCGCAGGGAACAGAUGGAGGAGCUGCAGCGCACGGAGACGGAGGAGGCCAGGACGCAGGACUUUGAGGAGCAGAACCACAACAACCAGGUCCUGAUCCGACUGAGAGGGAUGCAGAAAUACAAAAGUACAUCGCAGAGGCUGAAGGGGGUCCUGGAGCAGAUGGACCGGGGUGUGGUGGACCUGCAGGAACUCCGCAGGAACCUGGAGCUCGCUGCUGCCAUGUUGGACAGCGUUUACACCGACGAGACCAAGCGUCUGUUGGACACCGAGGACGAGCUCAGCGACUUGCAGGCGGAGUCCGUGCCCAGCGAAGUACGCGACUGGCUGGCGUGCACCUUCACCAGGAAGAUGGGCGUGGCCAAGCGGCGUCCUGAGGAGAAGCCGCGAUUCAGGAGCAUCGUCCAUGCGGUGCAAGCCGGGAUAUUCGUUGAAAGGAUGUACAGACGGACGUCCAACAUGGCUGGUCUGACCUACCCUCCCACGGCGUUGACAGCUCUGAAGAAAGUGGAUCACUGGUCGUUUGAUGUUUUCUCCUUCCACGAGGCCACCGGCGACCACGCCCUCAAGUUCCUGGUCUACGACCUGCUGACCCGCUAUGACCUCAUCAACAGGUUCAGGAUCCCGGUGCAGGCUCUGGUGCCGUUUGUUGAAGCCCUGGAGAACGGCUACAGCAAACACAGGAACCCCUACCACAACCUGAUCCACGCCGCCGACGUCACUCAGACCGCCCACUUCCUGAUGCUGCACACAGGACUCAUGCACUGGCUCAGCGAGCUGGAGAUUCUUGCCAUGGUUUUUGCUGCAGCCAUUCACGACUUUGAGCACACAGGAACCACCAACAACUUCCACAUCCACACCAGGUCGGAGGUGACCAUUCUGUACAACGACCGGUCGGUGCUGGAGAACCAUCACGUCAGCGCCGCCUACCGGCUGAUGGCCGAGGAUGAUAUGAACAUAUUUGUCAACCUGAACAAGGACGACUGGAGGGAGCUGAGGGCUCUGGUGAUAGAGAUGGUGAUGUCCACGGACAUGUCCUGUCACUUCCAGCAGAUCAAGACCAUGAGGAACGCCCUGACGCAGACUCUCAGUCUGGACAAAGUGAAGGUUUUGUCUCUGUUGCUUCACGCUGCAGACAUCAGUCACCCGGCCAAAGCCUGGCCGCUGCACUACCGCUGGACUCACAGCCUCAUGGAGGAGUUCUUCCAACAGGGAGAUAAGGAGGUGGAACUGGGCCUCCCUUUCUCUCCUCUCUGUGACCGCAAAGCCACCAUGAUCGCCCAAUCACAGAUAGGUUUCAUCGAUUUCAUCGUGGAGCCGACUUUCAGCGUUCUGAUUGACACGACGGAGAAACUGAUUGGUCCGCUGAUAGAAGAGGACAGGAAGGCCAGAGAGUCUGGAAACAGGAAGUCCAGUCUAACAGGAAGCGGUUCCGUUACCGUGGAGUCGGUGCAGAGACACAGUAGCGGGCGCUAUGGUAACAGCGAUGAAGGACAGAUGGACUUUUCCCUGACGGCCAUCGACCAGCCGGCUCUGAAGCUGCACCUGUCCGGCGUCAUCAGCAGCAACAAGGACAGAUGGAAAGAGCUGUCCGUGCACGAGCUGGCCAAUAAGGAGCAAGAAGAACAAGAGAAGGUGGAGUCUGUCAACUCAGACAUCCAAUCACAUGCCUCGCCCAGUCACAGUGCCCCUGAUGGACACACCUCUGACCAAUCACAGAACUCAGAGGGCUCCCCUCCUGAUGAAACACACAACGACAAGUCACCCGUCCACCUGAACUGGAACGGUACGAACAUGACCCCGCCCUUCAAUAGCAUUCAGACUCUACUAUCGUCCAUGCUUACGCAAGGGUCGGGGCCAGCGGCGGAGAAGACGGAGGACAAUGAUGAUGAUGAUGAAGUGCCUGAAAAAGCCUGAUGACGCUCCAUGGCGAACUUACCACCGUGUCUGACUGUGGCAGAUCACCGUGGCGACAGGAGGUGGAACGGUGCAGUGACAACGACACGGUUCAGACCCUGCUGUUCAAAGCAGCUGCUGACUCGACGGCAUCUCAAGUGGCCGCCAAAAAAAGAAAAAAAGGGCCACUCGACGUUAUGUUUACAACUGACCACGAACAUACCAGAUUCAAAGUGACGACAUUCAUCAGACCAACAGCUUCUUAGCAGCUUCGCGGCCCGUUCGCUGUGGUGAAAGUGUUUCAUGAUUUCAUUAGAGCAUGGGCGUCGGAACCAUUGUGUGUGGGUGGGACAAGACCCGCCCACUUUUUGGGACCAAUGAUAUCGCACCCACUCACUUUUCAGCGCAUCUGCCUUUUACUUUUCAGAGCGCCGUCAGUCAAAUCCAUUCCACUUGAGGAAUGCCCAAAAUAUAUUAAACUCGACAGUAAGUCGCGUGGUUAUGACACAAUCGUUAGCCUAUUUUUACAACAACGUCUGCUACGGGGCCAUAACGUGAGGUACAAGGUAAUGGAGCCUUUU